This is a messenger RNA of Polypterus senegalus (gray bichir), 771 nucleotides long. Its product is annotated as E3 ubiquitin-protein ligase TRIM47-like. The record is from RefSeq and is a predicted model, not a curated record. Bases 43 to 771 code for a protein of 242 amino acids. Gene Ontology annotation, molecular function: zinc ion binding. The transcript has 3 exons. Lineage: Eukaryota; Metazoa; Chordata; Cladistia; Polypteriformes; Polypteridae.
UGUGUGACUGAUUCUCUCUACCUGCCUCUCCUCAGAUUGACGAUGGCUGAAGCCCAGCUGUUUGUAUCUCAGGACGAGUUCACCUGCUCGGUGUGUCUGGACACCCUGACUGACCCCGUCUCAAUCCCCUGUGGUCAUAAUUUUUGCCUAAAGUGCCUCACAGACUGCUGGGAUCAGAGCCAAGAGUGCAGCUGUCCUCAGUGCAGAGAAAACUUUGCCACAAGGCCUGCUCUGCGAAGAAAUAAUCUGCUGAAUGAAUUCAUACAGAAAUUAAUUAAGACGACAAUAUGUCCUCCUCCUCCUCCUACAUCUCAGAAUUAUGCCGGCCCUGUAGAUGUGGAGUGUGACUUCUGUACUGGUAAAAAGUUCAGAGCAGUGAAGUCCUGUCUCUCCUGCCCGGCCUCCUACUGUCAGACUCACCUGCAGGCUCACUAUGAAGGAGACGCCCUGAAGCACCACAAGCUGGUUGAUCCUGAUAGAAAUCUCAAGGAGAAACUCUGUGAGAAACAUCAGAAAAGUCUGGAGAUAUUCUGUAAAACUGAUGAUUCCUGUAUUUGCACGAUGUGUGGAGUGACUGAACAUAAUGGACAUAAAAUGGUUGAGCUGGAAACAGAGAGGGAAGAAAAGCAGAAACAGCUGGGGGUGACACUGAGUGAUAUCAAGAGGGGACUUGAGGAGAGAGAGAAGACACUGAAGGAGACGAGGAGGGCAAUGGACGUGAUGAAGCUGCUUAAAGGGGACUUAACUCUACUGAAAGAAAACUCACACUGA